Molecule: messenger RNA, 5424 nt
Organism: Zalophus californianus (California sea lion)
Lineage: Eukaryota; Metazoa; Chordata; Mammalia; Carnivora; Otariidae
Gene: MYO1D
Product: myosin ID
Exons: 22
Coding region: 306-3326 (1006 amino acids)
Biological process (GO): vesicle transport along actin filament; actin filament organization
Cellular component (GO): myosin complex; plasma membrane; actin cytoskeleton
Molecular function (GO): microfilament motor activity; actin filament binding; ATP binding
Source: RefSeq, a predicted model, not a curated record
CGCCGCCGUCUCCGUCUCGGUGUCCCGUCCCCCACAGCUCCGGGCAGCAGCCGCGGGAAAGCGGAAACUGCCGGGUGCGCCGCGCCGGCCGACAGCGCGCCGAGGAACAGCGAGGCGGCCUCCGUCCGGCCCAGACCCGCCGAGCGGCGCCCGGCGCCCCCUCCCCCGCAGCCCCGCAGCUCCGCACCGCGGCCCCGCCCCGGCCCCGCCCGAGCUCGCCGCGCGCCCCCCCCCCGCCGGCCCCCGCGGCCCGAGCGCGCCCACCUGAGCUCGUCUGCGCCCACCUGAGCCCGUACGCCGGCGCCAUGGCGGAGCAGGAGAGCUUGGAGUUCGGCAAGGCGGACUUCGUACUGAUGGACACCGUCUCCAUGCCCGAGUUCAUGACCAACCUCCGGCUCAGGUUUGAAAAAGGGCGCAUCUACACAUUCAUUGGAGAAGUCGUUGUUUCUGUGAAUCCUUACAAGUCUUUGAACAUCUAUGGGAGGGACACAAUCGAGCAGUAUAAAGGACGUGAGCUGUACGAGAGACCUCCUCAUCUUUUUGCAAUUGCUGAUGCUGCUUACAAAGCUAUGAAGAGGCGCUCAAAAGACACUUGUAUUGUGAUAUCAGGGGAGAGUGGUGCGGGUAAGACGGAAGCCAGUAAGUACAUUAUGCAGUACAUCGCGGCCAUCACCAACCCCAGCCAGAGAGCCGAGGUGGAGAGAGUGAAGAAUAUGUUGCUUAAGUCCAACUGUGUCUUGGAAGCUUUCGGAAAUGCCAAAACCAACCGUAAUGACAACUCAAGUAGGUUUGGAAAAUACAUGGAUAUCAACUUUGAUUUCAAAGGGGAUCCUAUUGGUGGACAUAUCAAUAACUACUUACUGGAGAAGUCUCGAGUGAUUGUGCAACAGCCAGGAGAAAGAAGCUUUCAUUCUUUUUAUCAGCUACUUCAGGGAGGUUCAGAGCAGAUGCUACGCUCUCUACAUCUCCAGAAAUCCCUGUCAUCCUACAACUAUAUCCAUGUAGGCGCUCAAUUAAAGUCUUCUAUCAAUGACGCUGCAGAAUUCAAAGUAGUAGCUGAUGCCAUGAAAGUAAUUGGCUUCAAACCUGAGGAGACUCAAACUGUGUAUAAGAUUCUGGCAGCCAUUCUUCACUUGGGAAAUUUAAAAUUUGUGGUGGAUGGUGACACGCCUCUCAUUGAAAAUGGCAAGGUUGUAUCUAUCAUAGCAGAAUUGCUCUCCACCAAGACGGAUGUGGUCGAGAAGGCCCUUCUCUACCGGACGGUGGCCACAGGGCGCGACAUCAUUGACAAGCAGCACACGGAGCAGGAAGCUAGCUAUGGCAGGGAUGCCUUUGCUAAGGCAAUAUAUGAACGCCUUUUUGGUUGGAUUGUUACUCGCAUCAAUGAUAUUAUUGAAGUCAAGAACUAUGACACCACAGUCCAUGGGAAAAACACCGUUAUCGGUGUCUUGGAUAUCUAUGGCUUUGAAAUCUUUGACAACAACAGCUUUGAACAGUUCUGCAUCAACUACUGCAACGAGAAACUGCAGCAGCUCUUCAUUCAGCUGGUUCUGAAGCAAGAGCAGGAGGAGUACCAGCGGGAGGGCAUCCCCUGGGAGCACAUCGAUUACUUCAACAAUCAGAUCAUCGUGGACCUUGUGGAGCAGCAGCACAAGGGGAUUAUUGCAAUCCUGGACGAUGCCUGCAUGAACGUUGGCAAGGUCACCGACGAAAUGUUCCUCGAAGCACUUAACAGUAAACUGGGCAAACAUGGCCAUUUUUCCAGCCGAAAGAUCUGCGCCUCAGACAAAAUCCUGGAGUUUGAUCGAGAUUUUCGAAUUCGACAUUACGCAGGUGACGUAGUCUAUUCGGUCAUUGGAUUUAUUGACAAAAAUAAAGACACUUUAUUUCAAGAUUUCAAGCGCCUCCUGUAUAACAGUUCCAAUCCUGUGCUGAAGAAUAUGUGGCCCGAAGGCAAACUGAGUAUUUCGGAGGUGACCAAGCGACCUCUGACCGCUGCCACCUUGUUUAAGAAUUCGAUGAUCGCUUUAGUGGACAACCUUGCAUCAAAGGAGCCAUAUUAUGUACGUUGCAUUAAACCCAAUGACAAGAAAUCCCCACAGAUAUUUGAUGAUGAGCGCUGUCGGCACCAAGUGGAGUAUCUUGGACUACUGGAAAACGUGAGGGUGCGGCGGGCGGGGUUUGCCUUCCGCCAGACAUAUGAGAAGUUUCUUCACAGAUACAAGAUGAUCUGUGAAUUCACCUGGCCCAACCAUGAUCUCCCUUCAGACAAAGAGGCUGUCAAGAAGCUGAUUGAACAUUGUGGUUUUCAGGAUGACGUAGCUUAUGGGAAAACCAAAAUUUUCAUUCGAACACCCCGAACACUGUUUACCUUGGAGGAACUCCGUGCCCAGAUGCUCAUAAGGAUUGUCCUCUUUCUGCAAAAGGUGUGGCGAGGCACACUGGCCCGCAUGCGCUACAAGAGAACCAAGGCAGCUCUGACAAUUAUCCGAUAUUACCGGCAUUACAAAGUGAAAUCGUACAUUCAUGAGGUUGCCAGACGCUUCCACGGCAUCAAGACCAUGAAGGACCACGGCAAGCACGUGAAGUGGCCAACCCCACCUAAAGUUCUCCACCGUUUCGAGGAGGCCUUACAGGCCAUUUUUAAUAGAUGGAGAGCAUCCCAGCUCAUCAAGAGCCUGCCCGCUUCCGACCUGCCCCAGGUCAGGGCCAAGGUUGCAGCCAUGGAAAUGCUGAAAGGUCAAAGGGCUGACCUUGGGCUCCAGAGAGCCUGGGAGGGCAACUAUCUUGCUUCGAAGCCAGACACGCCUCAGACCUCAGGCACUUUUGUCCCCGUUGCAAAUGAACUGAAGCGGAAGGACAAAUACAUGAACAUUCUCUUUUCCUGCCAUGUCCGUAAGGUGAAUCGAUUUAGUAAGGUGGAAGACCGAGCGAUUUUUGUCACCGAUCGUCACCUGUAUAAGAUGGAUCCCACUAAACAGUACAAGGUGAUGAAGACUAUUCCUCUAUACAAUUUGACUGGUCUGAGCGUCUCCAAUGGAAAGGACCAACUUGUAGUGUUCCAUACAAAAGACAACAAAGACCUCAUUGUCUGCCUCUUCAGCAAACAACCAACCCAUGAGAGUCGAAUUGGAGAACUUGUUGGAGUCCUGGUGAAUCAUUUCAAGAGUGAGAAGCGCUACCUUCAAGUCAACGUCACCAACCCCGUGCAGUGCAGCCUGCAUGGGAAGAAGUGCACGGUCUCCGUGGAGACGCGGAUCAACCAGCCGGAGCCCGACUUCACCAAGAACCGCUCGGGCUUCAUCCUAAGCGUGCCGGGGAACUGACCGCCCACCGGGGAGGCCUCGCCACCCCGUCUGACUUGCUGACUCCCCGCUACCCCCCGCUAGAAAUCAGCUCGCAAGGGUCCGCCGUGCUUGGGGCCGAGCCCCUCUUCUGCCGCCUCCAAGGCUCCUCCCCUGAGGUUUUCUUGCUGGCUUUCUGCCUUUGGUCUCCAUCUUCCUCUGCCCCCACUUUCCACAGUCCUCACUCAACAAACCAAAGACCCCGGUGCCCUGCCACAGAUCCCUGGGCUCACACCCAAACCAGAGCUCCCUGCAGAAGCAACUUGAUGUCAGCGGAGGCCCCUGCCACCACAAACCCCCCCACACACACUGGCCAGGUCAGGCCCUGACCCAGUGACUGGCAGUUGACCCCGCAAGGGGUGGAUGCAGUUUCCCCAACCCAAAACAUGCUCCCCUGGGGGGCUUGGGGGAGAUUGCCGGAGAUAAGCUGGGGAUGUAGCCCUGCUCUCUCCGUGAGCACAGCCUGCCACCCCUUUCCCCCAAGGGGACUUGGCUCAGAGAUCCUUGGUGGAGCCCCUCUCCCUAGCAGUCAGCCAAGGCCAUCAGGAGAGCAGGUUCACCUGUCGGGCUGGCCCCUUGGCCCGGAAGCCAGCACUGGCAGAACAGUCAUGCCCACCCCCGCCCGGGCCCUGCAGGCCACCUCUGCGGGAGAGAGCAGAGCAGGUGCUCCAAGGCCCAUCUUCCUUAACUGCACGGCCUGGGCCCGUGGUUGUUGCACAGUGAUGUGUGCAACACACAGGGCUGCGCCUCGGGUGUGGGGUCUGCUGUGCCCACACUCAUGUCGGGCACACUGAUGAGAAAAUGGAGUUGCAGGGGCCAGGGAGCACUCUGGGGCGGGGGGACUGUCCGGAAGUUUUCCCUGACACCCCUGUUUCAGACACAUUCGGAGAACAAGGACCAAGGCCGGAGGGGCAGAGUAACAGAAACAGAGUGGGGGGUCCUGGCACUGCAGGCCAGGCCAGGCUGCUCCCCGCCGCCACAGCUGGGGCCCAGGCUGGGCCCAGCAGAAAGCACGCGUGCCUCAGUGCCUUCCUGAGACCACUCUGCUCCGGAGCCUCGGCUGAGGACGCGGCCCCAAGCCUCUGAGCAGCCCGGGCUUCUGGGCCAGGAGCCUUAAAAGGAGAGAUUUGGGACACUCCGUGUGGGGAGAGGGCGGAGGGGGAGCCCACAGCUCGGGAGGAGACUGGCGGGAGGUAAAAGAGGGACACGCUGACGUUUUUUUCAAUUUCAGACCCAGACCCUGCCCACCCCCCCCGCCCCACCCCCACCGCAUGCUCCUGCGCCGCCACCCUGAGCCCCCCGCAAAUUACACCGAGUGCCUGCCCGGUCACCUAGCCGACCCGCCGGCUGGUCCCAACAGCCUGGUGUCCCCCGCGCACACACUCCCACCCCCCGACUUCCCAGGGCCCGCAAAACAUUUGCACCAUGUGCAGUUCGCAAUAAAGAAUCCUCUUGGCAUCCUAUCCUUAGAAACCCGUUCUCAUUCUCAAAGCCUGGUCAGCUGCCUGCACCGCGCAGAGGUGCCAUCAGCCUGGUUUAGCAACGGAGUUUUGCCAGUCACCUUGACACCAGUGGAACCAUCCUAACUGGAACGGCGCCUCCUCUCCUUUCCACUCCUUUCCUCAAACUCCUUGCUUUACACUAGAGACGUGCACGUGUAUGUUUGAGACACACCAAAACGGAACAUGCCAAAUGAGUGCCUUUCUGGGACUAGGGAGGAGGGGUGGGCAGUGGGGCCCUUCCUGCCGCCUUUCGGGGUUGCCUGGGGCUCUUCAGCCCAGUGCAGGGGCCUCCCAGCUGAGGGCCAGUCGACAAGCACUUUUUCUUGAUGUCCUGAAAGAAGUCCCAGUGUGUAGCAACUGAAGAAGGCUCAAGCCUUUAGGGUGUGAGCUCAGUGGUGCCUCCAGGUGCUGGGGGAGAGCAGGAGGACACAGCGACUGUAUGCAAUGAAGUGUUUCUCUUGAUCUAAUUAAAUGCAGUUUUAUGGUUUGCUGCGUUUAUUCCUAUUUUCCAUUAAAUUAACUUUAUUUCUAGAGCAUAUUUUGAUUUACCAUCAAGAGCAAUAAAGCAUUAAAUCUUA